AAGAAAGCAUUUUGGCAUUUGAAUCGGAGAAAGCGUGAGUGUGGUGGAGAUUGAGAUAAAGAGAAAUGGUGGGAACUUCCUUAGCAGGGUUGCAAGAACAUCUCAAGUUAGCCAGAGAUUACGCCCUAGAAGGUCUCUACGACACCUCAAUCAUCUUCUUCGACGGCGCCCUCGCCCAGAUCAACAAGCACCUAAGCACAGUUGAAGACCCUCUACUUCGCGCCAAAUGGACCAACGUCAAGAAAGCGCUUUCCGAGGAAACGGAAGUUGUGAAGCAGCUAGAUGCGGAGAGAAGGGCUUUCAAGGAAAACCCAAUUGGAAGGCGCGCUGCUUCGCCUCCCAUUAACGCAAAGUCUUCGUCUUUCGUUUUUCAGCCGUUGGAUGAGUACCCCACUUCAUCAAGCGCCGCUGCCGUCGAUGAUCCCGACGUGUGGCGCCCGCCCAGCAGGGACAUCGCCAGCAGGAGGCCCGCCAGGUCCGCCGCGGUGGCUGCUCGGAAAUCGCCGCAAGAUGGGGCGUGGGCGCGUGGUGCUACCGGAAGAACCGCUGCUACUGGGCGUGGUGGUGCAAGGGGUGGUGGUGCCGCCAGUAGGGCUAACUCCGGGACUCGGAAUUCGGCUACCGGAAAGAAAGGGGGUGCUUCUGGAAAGUCUAGCAAGACGGAUGCAGCAGCUGUAACUAAUAGUGAUGCUGAAGAUGGUAAGUCAAAGAAGGGUCAAUAUGAAGGUCCUGAUCCUGAAUUGGCUGCAAUGCUUGAAAGAGAUGUGUUAGAAACCUCUCCUGGAGUGAGAUGGGAUGAUGUUGCUGGGCUAACUGAAGCAAAAAGGCUUCUAGAAGAAGCUGUUGUGCUUCCAUUGUGGAUGCCUGAAUAUUUCCAGGGAAUCAGGAGACCAUGGAAAGGUGUCCUCAUGUUUGGUCCUCCAGGAACUGGGAAGACACUUCUUGCUAAAGCAGUUGCUACUGAAUGUGGCACCACUUUCUUUAAUGUAUCUUCUGCAACUUUAGCUUCUAAAUGGCGUGGGGAGAGUGAGCGCAUGGUGCGGUGUUUGUUUGAUCUUGCAAGAGCGUAUGCACCAAGCACAAUAUUCAUUGAUGAAAUUGAUUCUCUAUGCAAUGCUAGGGGGGCAUCCGGGGAGCAUGAAUCAUCCAGAAGGGUGAAGUCGGAACUUCUAGUUCAGGUUGAUGGUGUAAGCAAUAGUGCCACAAAUGAAGAUGGUAGCCGUAAAAUAGUCAUGGUUCUGGCUGCUACUAACUUCCCAUGGGAUAUAGAUGAGGCACUAAGGCGAAGGCUGGAAAAGCGUAUAUAUAUUCCUCUUCCAAAUUUUGAGAGUCGUAAAGAGCUGAUCCGGAUAAACUUGAAGACUGUUGAGGUGGCCCCUGAUGUGAAUAUAGAUGAAGUGGCUCGCCGGACAGAAGGCUACAGUGGAGAUGAUUUGACAAAUGUCUGUCGCGAUGCUUCCUUGAAUGGUAUGAGGCGGAAGAUAGCAGGAAAGACUCGCGAUGAAAUCAAGAACAUGUCCAAGGACGAGAUCUCAAAGGACCCUGUUGCCAUGUGUGAUUUUGAAGAAGCUUUGGUAAAGGUCCAACGAAGUGUUUCUCAGGCUGACAUUGAACGCCACGAGAAAUGGUUUACUGAGUUUGGAUCAGCAUAAAGAACGACCUUUUUGUUUUUCUCCAAUGGCUGGCUGUUGUUUGUUGAUAUUUCAUUCGUGUUCUGACGGGAUUCAUUGUAGUUCUGUGAUGUUGGAGGGAUCUUCAAUUGUUAAUUCGUGUAUCUGCGACUAUUGAAUAUUCAUGUAAUUUAGUCUGACUUGAGUUCAAAGCACUGGACAUUAUUAUCUCUUAAUAUACGAAACCUGAAAUAUUUAACUUCCAA
This is a messenger RNA of Cajanus cajan (pigeon pea), 1876 nucleotides long. RefSeq names its product katanin p60 ATPase-containing subunit A1. NCBI's taxonomy places the organism in Eukaryota, Viridiplantae, Streptophyta, Magnoliopsida, Fabales, Fabaceae. Gene Ontology annotation, cellular component: microtubule cytoskeleton. Gene Ontology annotation, biological process: microtubule severing. Gene Ontology annotation, molecular function: microtubule severing ATPase activity; microtubule binding; ATP hydrolysis activity. The record is from RefSeq and is a predicted model, not a curated record.